AUGAGCAGCAGAGUCUUCUCUAAAUCAGUUACAGCCCCUCCAUAUCUUCUCCUACUACAAAGAUGUUCAAGCUUGAACGAACUUAAGCAAAUCCAUGCCCAAAUAGUCACCACCGGUCUUGCUCGUUUCACCUUCAUUGCCAGCAAGCUCUUAGCCUUCUCUGCACUAUCAGAAUAUGGCAAUCUGCACUACGCUGAGACACUAUUAUACCAAAUCACCAGACCCAACAUCUUUGAUUGCAAUUCCAUGAUUACGGGUUUCUUGAAAUGCUCAGAAUCUGAAAAGGGUCUCUCCAUUUACACCAAAAUGCGAAGGAUGGGCACUGAGCCAAAUGCUCGUACUUUCACUUUUUUAGCUAAAGCAUGUGUUGAUGUAUCUUCGCUUGGUCAGCUACAUGGUCAGAUAAUGAAGUUUGGACACGGUUGUGAUGUUUAUGUUAUUAGCUCACUUAUUAGUAUGUACUGCAAAUGUGAAGCUGUGGAAUUUGCUCGUAGAGUGUUUGAGGAAAGUUUGGAUAAGAAUGUGGCUUGUUGGACUAGCCUUAUUAGUGGUUAUUGUAGUAAUGGGUUGGUUCAUGAGGCUCGCGAUUUGUUUGAUGCAAUGCCAGAGAGAAACGAUGUUUCUUAUAGCGCAAUGGUUUCUGGGUAUGUUUGGAAUGCUUGUUUCAAUGAAGCUAUUGACCUGUUUCGUGAAUCGAAGAGUCAUGUCAAGCCCAAAGAGUCUCUUUUGGUCAGUGUUCUUAAUGCUUGCGCGUCCAUGGGCGCAUUGGAAGAAGGGAAAUGGAUUAAUUUGUUUUUGAAUGAAAAUGGUAUCGAGUAUGGACUUGAGCUCGGUACUGCACUAAUAGAUUUUUAUGCAAAAUGUGGAUGCAUUGAAGAUGCACAAGAAGUGUUCAGUGUGAUGCCUAGUAAAGAUGUGACUACUUGGAGUGCUAUGAUCAUGGGAUUUGCUAUCAAUGGUGAGAAUGAUAUGGGGCUUGCACUUUUUGCAGAAAUGGAAAAGAAGGGACCUAAACCAAAUGCUGUGACAUUUGUUGGAGUUCUCACUGCAUGCAAUCACAAAACUCUGGUAAAUGAAGCAUGGCGCUUGUUGGGACGCAUGAGUAAAGUUUAUGGUAUUGCUCCAGGGAUUGAGCACUAUGGGUGCAUGGUUGAUCUCUUGGCACGCGCCGGACAAGUGAAGGAUGCAGAAAUAUUGAUAAGAAGUAUGGCAAUGAAACCGGACGGAGGGAUAUGGGGGUCUUUGCUUAAUGGCUGUCUGAUUCAUGGCCAUGGUGAGUUAGGGGAUAGGGUGGGGAAGCUUCUGAUUGAGUUAGAACCUCAACAUAGUGGAAGGUAUGUUCUUCUGGCCAACAUGUAUGCCGAAAUGGGAAACUGGGAGGAUGCGACGAGGAUCAGGAAAAUGAUGAAGGAUAGAGAAGUAGUUACAACUUCUGCUUGGAGCUUCAUCGAGAUUGAUGGUGUUGUCCAUAAAUUUGUAGCUGACGAUAAGUCUCAUUCUCAUUCCAGAAAGAUAUACAGAACUUUAAACCAACUCAGAAGGGAUCUUGAAGGCUUUUCAAUUGGUAAUGAUGCAUCGUUGCUUUAA
Molecule: messenger RNA, 1587 nt
Organism: Prunus mume (Japanese apricot)
Lineage: Eukaryota; Viridiplantae; Streptophyta; Magnoliopsida; Rosales; Rosaceae
Source: RefSeq, a predicted model, not a curated record